Molecule: messenger RNA, 2559 nt
Organism: Dermacentor silvarum
Lineage: Eukaryota; Metazoa; Arthropoda; Arachnida; Ixodida; Ixodidae
Exons: 11
Coding region: 822-1766 (314 amino acids)
Source: RefSeq, a predicted model, not a curated record
GUCCGCCUGAAACAUUGUCACCGUCGGCGCUCUACGCAGGUGGCGCGUAUUACAUGUGCCUUCCCGCAAUGCCAAGGCAUUGCUGCGCCCAAGGCUGUUAUAACAGCAUCGUCGGUCGCCACAUGCCGUCGCACACGUUUCCCAGUGACGAGAAGGUGCGUAAACUUUGGAUACGUGCCUGUCAGGCCAUCACGCCCAGCCUGGAGACCUAUAAAAUAUGACUUCGUUUGCGCGGACCACUUCGUCGACGAUGAUUACGUGACCAGCCCGGCUGUGCUGAAAAGCCUCGGCAUGCCGCUCAAGGGGCAACGACUAAAACCUGGCGCUGUGCCCUCGGUUUUCUCACGAAAACGCAAGGCAGAGAGGGUCAGCGGCGCGUUUGAAAAGAGGAGGCGAAAAGAGAUCAUUGAUGAAAUAUUGCAACCAGCAACCACAGGAGAAGCCUUCCACAAAGAAGCUGUUCACGUCCAAGGAACGCAGUGUGAUGCUUCUGAAAUGCGUACCCCUUCAAUUGAGCAGGAUCAGUUUGAAGAAGUCACCCAAGCAGUUUCCUGUCAACGCAGUGCAGAAGCAUCUACAAAUAGCUGGCAAAACAGUGAGCGUGAGGCACAUCAAGAGAAAUGCCGUGAAGCACUACACCAGCAAUUUGCACCAGAACCUCAUGCCGCCGAUGAAAGACAAGUUACACCAAAAGCACUCCAGGCUGAUGAAGCUGUUCAGACAUCAUUAACCUGCAGAGACUGGGGAACACAGGUUAAGAUCCAAGCGAAGUCCUGUAGUAUUUCAACUAGCUGCUUUAUGUCGCCACGGUCUUCGACACCAUGCCAGAUUUGACAGAUACAUCUGAAGCGGAAAAUGCUGAGAAUGAAAACGGGAACCAAAAGGAUCCUUCCUUUGUCCUCUCUGAUUUCAGUUUGGCUGAAGACAGCACUGAUCACACAGCCGUGCCUCGUUAUGAAGAGAGGAAGUUCAUUGUUUUCGAAUCUAGUCUGGAUGAACUGCUCUCGGUCUGCCCUCUGUGUUCACAUCCGUGCAGAGCAAUUGAUAAAAAUGUGAAAGGCACGUUAUUGCAGGUGACACGCAUGUGCAUAAAUCACCACGUUUCUAAAUGGGCAACACAGCCAAUGAUUAAUUGGAAGGCAGCUGGUAACUUGCUUCUUUCUGCAGCAGUAUUUUUUUCAGGCUGUAAAGCUUCGAAGUUUUUUAGGGCACUCAGGAGUGUGGGUGUUGCCUGCAGCAGUGACAAAACACACUUCAGAGUCCAAAAUGCAUUCCUCAUUUCUGCAGUCACCAAGGUCUGGACACACCAACAAAACGUCCUUUUUGAUGAAGCCAUUGGCCGUCCACUCCGGGUUGCUGGGGAUGGUAGGGCAGAUUCCCCGGGACAUUCCGCCAAAUAUGGGACAUACUCUCUUCUGGACAUAGAGCUGAACAAGGUGCUGCACAUCGAAACUCUCCAGUCAAAUGAAACCAAGGGCAGCAACCAUAUGGAGCUACAAGGCCUCAAGAGGACACUGCAAAUAUGCGAAGCUAAUGGCCUCGAGAUUUCAACUCUGGUUACUGACCGUCACUCUCAGAUAAAGGCAUUUACAUCAAAGGAGACCUCCAUAGAGCACAACUUUGAUUGCUGGCACGUUGCCAAGAUGCUCAAAAAGAAGCUGACAGCAGCAGCGAAGCUCAAGAAGUUUCAGGAGCUGGCUCCAUGGAAUACCUGCUGUCGUCAACCACCUGUAUUGGUGCGCUCUCUCAAGCCGGGCGCAACCUGACCUAAUUCUCGCUAAGUGGCGCUCUCUUGUCCGUCAUGUCGUAGACAUUCACGUACAUGAUGAGAGCCUUUAUCAAAGGCGCCAGCAUGAGCCAUUGGCUAAGAAGAAGUGGCUGGAAGAAGGAUCACCAGCGCACCAAAAACUGAAAGCCAUCAUCCUAAACAAGGCUUUGCUCAAAGACAUUCCUCGACUAUCCACGAGUGCACAAACAUUUCAUCACUCAGUUUUCUCCGAAAAAUACCCAUUUUGGGUAUUGCAGUAUGGUAUCAAGAACACGCCUUGCCGCACUUCACUAUAAUGAAAAUAGUGCAAGGCAGCAAGCAACCACUGACGAUGGGACAAAGAGAUGGCUGGUGAAAUACCCAAAGGCAAAAAAGGCUGCCGUUGUCGCACCAGUGAAAGAAUCUUGCACAUACGGUACUUAGUUUCCAUAUUUUUGCACACACAUUGUCAUUUACUACGCUUUGUUGUUCCAGGCUAUGUGAACGACUUGCUGAAGUGUGCUGUGGACCUGUGCCACAAUGCGAGCUCCUACAGGAAGGCAUUGGAUCAUGCAAGUAUGAAAGUGCCACCUCCACUUUCAAGCAACUUCGAACGUGCUGACAAAGAAUCUCUCGUGGCAGCACAUACAAGGCGCUUUAAUAUUUGACUAACGUAAGGCUACUUUCCUUUCAUGUUUCAUCUUGAAUUGAAGGGUCUUGUUUCACUGAACAAGACAUGUCAUUUUGGCAGGAAACACUGGGUGUUUAUUGAGGAACUGCUAUCAUGCGUCCAGGUAGCCAGUGUAAUGCCC